Linum tenue is the source of this 2676-nucleotide messenger RNA. The record is from the annotation of a GenBank genome assembly. Lineage: Eukaryota; Viridiplantae; Streptophyta; Magnoliopsida; Malpighiales; Linaceae.
AUGGCGGCGAUAGGUUUACCCGGGGAGGAUGAUGCCCUCGGAAUCGAAGAGGCGGGCAAGAGUUUCAAGAUCUGGAAGAAUCUCCAACGGGAGUUACAACGGCAGUUGGAGCGCCUCUUCUUCUUCUGCCGAAGCGGCGACUCGAAAUCAGAUGAGAAGAAGAGUGCGAGCAAGUCCAAGAUCUACAUCGCCAUGGAGCUCGUCCGCGGCGGCGAGCUCUUCUCCAAGGUCGCCAGAGGCCGACUGAGGGAAGACGCCGCUAGGGUUUACUUCCAGCAAUUGAUCUCCGCCAUCGAUUUCUGCCACAGCUGCGGCGUCUACCACCAAGAUCUGAACCCAGAGAACCUCCUCCUACUCCCCUUUCAAGACGACAAUCUGGUCGCCAUGUAUAGAAAAAUCUACAGGGGUUCAAAUGUCCGUCGUGGUUUUCCUCCGAGUCCCGCCGCCUCGUCACCAAGCUCCUCGACCCCAAUCCGACGAGCCGAAUCACCAUCUCGAAGGUCAUGGAGUCGUCCUGGUUCAGAAAAUCCAUCCCCAAAACUGAACGCGUUCCACAUCAUUUCUCUGUCCGAAGGGUGGCAACAGAAGCGUGGCCUCAGGGAGUUCACCGUUCAGACCAAAUUCCCGACUCGGCGACUCCGAUACUUCGGCAGGGCAGGGGGAGGGUUCGUUUCUCCACCGCCGAGCAAGAAGAGAAGAAGAAGCUUGAAAAGCAAAAUCAAGGUCGAAGCACUGGAAGACAUGGUGGCGAUUUCGCUUUACAGGGGGAAUCUCCACCGAGUCCCCGAUGCCCCUCGUCGAUGGCUGAUGCCCUCCCGAAACCUCUCUCUCAGGGACUUCAAAUCCCUCCUCAACCGUCGCUCCAGGGCUCUCUCUCACCUCCGCUCCCCCUCCACCGUCCUUGUCGCCGCCGGCACUACCUCUAACCCUAACCCUGACCUUACCAUUUCUACCAAACACGAUUCCAAGGAAGCUGGGGAUCCUACUACGCCUCAGUUGAAGGAGAUGAAAGCUGUUGAUGAUACGAAUCAUCGUGGCGAUGAGGAAGAAGGGCCUUCCGGGAGGGUUGGAGAAGGUGCCGAAGAGGACCGGGGCUUGUUGAAUGGUGGAGAUUGCUCGAUGAAGCUGGAUGAUGCGCCUGUUGAGAAUCCUGAAGCAGCUGAGAAAGGCCGAGUUGAGGUUGUUAAUGGUGAUGGAGAUUUGCAGGCUUUGCUCGCCGUGAAGCUGGAAGAAUCGGCUGAACCUAGUGCGGAGGCAAAAGACAAACCUGAGCUGUCAGGUGAAAAAGCAAAAAGGGAGAAAGAGGUUGAGGAGAAAUUGGAAAUUUUGAAUGCAAAGAAACAUAAUCUAGUGCAACUUCUAAAGCAGGUAAUUUAUGAUUCCAUCUCAUCCUCAUUUUAGUCAUUUUAUUACAUGGGUUCGUCAUAGUCAAAAGAUUCAAAUUCUGUAAUCUUGUUUCUGUUAGAAUUUGUUGUCCUAUUUACAAACGAAUUUUUUUUUUACAUUAUUGUAUUUGAAUCCAUCGGGAACUGGCUGGAAAUGAAAGAAAGUGGACAUCAACAUAUGAGGAACUCUAGGAACUUGUACUAGAUUUCUUGUUUAACAACUUCUACCCUCUGGCUUCAUCACCUAUUUUCCCUAGAUCAGUAUGCAGUAUGUGCUCUCACUUGACAGUUAUUAAAUGGCGAGGAAGAGCUGAAGAGACGAAGCACUGUGCAGGCGAUGACAACUCGUCCCUCUGGUCUGCUUCAAGUAGAUGUCACGAAUGAUUCUGGGUCGAUGAUCAGACACGUCACUCCUGGGAUGGGGUCAGAGGCUAAUCUUGGUGCAGAUAUGGAAGAAGCUGAAAAUGACGAUGUUUCAAAUCAAAAUGUUCAUUCUCGUUAUUUACAAAGAAUGAGCAGUAUUUCUCCAUCUUCAGAGUCUCCCCUUAGAAGACCCCCCUACAAUGUGGUUCCACCCCUCCCACCGCGAACAAGUUUGGGAGCCAGCCCAUCACGGUUUGCACCAACAGGGCAACAAAAUCAUCCGACAAACGCACCGCCCACAGUAUCCAUAUCUGGGACAAAUUACACUCCAUCUUCUCCUUCUCCCCUAGCAUCUGGUGGCACCUCAGCAUUUCGGGAUGCUCGCCAACCUAGCCCUUGGAACUAGAUCUAUCUCGACGUCGUAGCUCUUUAUGCAUGGAGUGCUGGAAUUCUGAGUCUUUAGCAGUUAUCCAGGCACCUACCAUGUUUCAUCCUCCUUGGCUGAUUCUCAUCCUGUAGCACUAGAACUUGUGGUGGUCCUAUUGAUACACAGCCCUUUCAGGAGCCUUGUUUUUCGAGCCAGUCUUCUUGAGGUAGAGAACUAGAUAUCCAACCAUCAUCAGGUCUGUCUCUUCUCCUCGUCAGCAUUCUUCCUUGUACAUCAAUUCAACCUGUAUUCAUUAAUUCCAUUCAUAAAUCAUUGAUAUUGUCAUUUGCGAUGCUGUAUAUUUGUAGUACUGAAGCCCAUUUGAGUGUAUUUUGUGCACCUUUUGUUGGAGCUAGCUGUGAACUGAUAGGUAAUACUCGUCUGUGGUUUGCUCCUGUAAACAACAUUGAUGAGAGGCGUGCUGCACACUUUUGUUAUUCAUUGAUGAACCAUCACUGUGGUGGUUUAAUAUUCAUUCUUGCGCAAUGAAACUGUUGCCGU